Molecule: messenger RNA, 792 nt
Organism: Canariomyces notabilis
Lineage: Eukaryota; Fungi; Ascomycota; Sordariomycetes; Sordariales; Chaetomiaceae
Product: N-terminal nucleophile aminohydrolase
Exons: 3
Coding region: 1-792 (263 amino acids)
Biological process (GO): proteasomal protein catabolic process; ubiquitin-dependent protein catabolic process
Cellular component (GO): proteasome core complex, alpha-subunit complex; nucleus; proteasome core complex
Source: RefSeq, a predicted model, not a curated record
AUGUUCAGAAACAACUACGACAACGACUCGGUGACAUUUUCGCCGCAAGGGCGGAUAUUCCAGGUCGAAUACGCGGCAGAAGCAGUCAAGCAGGGCUCGGUCGUGGUAGGAAUUGCAAGCAAGACACACGCCGUGUUGGUAGCAAUCAAGCGCAACGCCGAAGAACUCUCAUCCUACCAAAAGAAGCUCUUCCCCAUCGACGAGCACGUCGGCAUCGCCAUUGCGGGCCUCACGUCGGACGCGCGCGUGCUCUCCAACUUCAUGAAGCAGCAGUGCCUCGGCCACCGGCUGACGUACGGACGCAACAUGCCCGUGCGGACGCUGGUCGAGAUGAUUGGGUCCAAGGCGCAGAUCAACACGCAGCACUACGGCAAGCGGCCGUACGGCGUGGGCCUGCUGGUGGCGGGCGUCGACGACCAGGGCCCGCACCUGUUCGAGUUCCAGCCGAGCGGCAUGACCGAGGAGAUGGUGGCCUUUGCCAUUGGCGCGCGCAGCCAGAUGGCCCGGACCUACCUAGAAAAGAACAUAGACGCCUUCCGGGGCUGCAGCCGCGAGGAGCUGAUCCGCCACGGCCUGCGCGCCCUCAAGGAGAGCCUGGUCCAGGACCGCGAGCUGACGGUCGACAACACGAGCGUCGGCGUCGUGGGCGCCGUCAAGGCCGAUGACGGCACCACCAAGGUGGAGCCCUUCCGGGUGUUCGACGGCCAGGAGGUGACGGCGUGGAUAGAGAGCGUGGCGGACGAUAAGGAGGGUGGCGCCGGCGAGGGCGAAGGCAUGGAGGUGGACUCAUAG